GCGAGUGGCAGAGGGAGGAGGAGGAAGAAGAAGCUGAGCAGAGGCGGAGGAGAUCGAGGUCGCAAGCAAGGUAGCGGCUGCUAGCUCGAUCGGCGCGGAGAUGAGCACGGGCGCGCGGCCGGGGCGGCGAUUCACGGUGGGGCGGAGCGAGGACGCGACGCACCCGGACACCAUCCGCGCCGCCAUCUCCGAGUUCAUCGCCACCGCCAUCUUCGUCUUCGCCGCCGAGGGCUCCGUCCUCUCGCUCGGGAAGAUGUACCACGACAUGAGCACGCCGGGCGGGCUGGUGGCCGUGGCGCUGGCGCACGCGCUGGGCCUGGCGGUGGCCGUGGCCGUGGCCGUCAACAUCUCCGGCGGGCACGUGAACCCGGCCGUCACCUUUGGCGCGCUCAUCGGCGGCCGCCUCUCCCUCAUCCGCGCCGUCUUCUACUGGGUCGCGCAGCUGCUGGGCGCCGUCGCCGCGACGCUGCUCCUGAGGCUGGCCACGGGCGGGAUGCGCCCGCCGGGGUUCGCGCUGGCGUCCGGGGUCGGGGACUGGCACGCCGUGCUCCUGGAGGCCGCCAUGACGUUCGGGCUCAUGUACGCCUACUACGCCACGGUGAUCGACCCGAAGCGCGGCCCCGUGGGCACCAUCGCGCCGCUGGCCGUGGGGUUCCUGCUGGGCGCCAACGUGCUGGCGGGCGGGCCGUUCGACGGCGCCGGGAUGAACCCGGCGCGGGUGUUCGGGCCGGCGCUCGUCGGGUGGCGGUGGAGGCACCACUGGGUGUACUGGCUGGGCCCCUUCCUCGGCGCCGGGGUCGCCGGGCUCGUGUACGAGUACCUCGUCAUCCCGUCCGCCGACGCCGCGCCGCACGCGCACGGUGUACACCAGCCGCUCGCGCCGGAGGACUACUAAGCCGCGCCGGCGCGCGGUGGCGCACGGUGACGGCGUGCGGUGGCGUCUCCUCGGGGUCUGGUCGGGUCUUGUGUUUGUUUGUGGGUUUUCAUUACGCAUGUGUCUGAACAGUAUGUG
This is a messenger RNA of Panicum hallii, 1012 nucleotides long. Its product is annotated as aquaporin TIP3-1. The transcript has 2 exons. Gene Ontology annotation, cellular component: membrane. The coding region runs from base 101 to 895 and encodes 264 amino acids. The record is from RefSeq and is a predicted model, not a curated record. Gene Ontology annotation, biological process: transmembrane transport; water transport. Gene Ontology annotation, molecular function: water channel activity. Lineage: Eukaryota; Viridiplantae; Streptophyta; Magnoliopsida; Poales; Poaceae.